UUCAGUUUCCAACAUUCAGCUGUGUGUGAAAAUGGAGGGCACUCUUCUUCUGAGCACAACAUGUGUUUCAAGUUCUCUCAAGCCACGGCAUCUUUCUUUUUCCUCCCAUCAACCACAGUCACAGAGUCGAGCCCUGGCACGCAAGAACAGAUAAUCCGGAAAUGGAAGCAGGAAGAGUGUUUUGAUGGCAAGGAUAUUUACGUAGAUUGUGUGCCACUAAUACGAAGUUUAAGUAGACAAAAGAUGCCUCAUGUAGCCCAGGAGCUUUUACUUGAAAUGAAAUCCGAUGGUCUUUUGCCUAGCAACUCCACUCUAUCUGCUUUGAUGCUAUGCCAUGCGAACAAUGGUCUUUUUCCUCAAGCUGAGGCAAUUUGGGACGAAAUGUUACAUAGUUCUUUUGUGCCUAGUAUUCAGGUUGUUUCCGAGUUAUUUGAUGCUUAUGGCAAUGUGGGAUGUUUCGAAAAAGUGAAUGAAAUUUUGGCUCAGAUAAGGUCUAGGAAUUUAAGUUUGUUUCCAGAGGUUUACUCACUGGCUAUCUCUUGCUUUGGGAAAGGGGGGCAGCUUGAAUUGAUGGAAGGUACAUUGAAAGAAAUGAUUUCAAGGGGUUUCCCGUUGGACUCUGCCACUGGUAAUGCCUUUAUUAAAUACUAUAGCAUUUUUGGUUCUCUGACUGAAAUGGAGACCGCUUAUGGCCGCCUUAAGAGGUCUAGGUUUCUUAUAGAGGAAGAGGGAAUCCGGGCAAUGUCAUUUGCGUAUCUGAAGAAAAGGAAGUUUUACAGAUUAGCUGAGCUCCUGAAGAAUGUUGGUCUAGGUAGAAGAAACUUGGGAAAUCUUUCAUGGAACCUUUUGUUGUUAUCCUAUGCUGCUGAUUUUAAGAUGAAAAGCUUACAAAGAGAAUUUCUGAGAAUGGUGGAGGCUGGUUUCCACCCUGAUCUUACUACAUUUAAUAUUCGUGCUCUGGCCUUUUCUAGGAUGUCUCUACUCUGGGAUCUCCAUCUGAGCCUUGAACACAUGAAACAUGAGAAAGUUGUUCCUGAUCUUGUGACUUGUGGUUGUGUUGUUGAUGCUUACUUAGAGAGAAGACUAGGAAAAAAUAUGUAUUUUGCUCUCAAUAAAAUGAAUUUGGAUGAUUCUCCACUCAUAUUAACAGAUCCAUUUGUGUUUGAAGUUUUGGGAAAAGGGGACUUUCAUGCAAGCUCAGAGGCAUUUUUGGAGUUCCAGAGUCAGAGGGAAUGGACUUAUAGGAGGUUAAUUUCAGUAUAUUUGAAAAAGCAAUAUCGGAGGAACCAGAUCUUUUGGAAUUACUGACCAGUGACCUGCACUUCGUGUAAAGACAUGUUUGAUCGAUUGUUAGAGAAGGAUUGUCACUGACAAUUGCAUGUCUAUCAGUUACAGUUCUCAUUCUAUUGGUUCAACAAGUGCAUGUAUGUAUACAAGAUGAUAAUUGCAGCUCAGAUAUAUGCAUUGCCCUAUAUUGUGCAUGGGCUCCCCUUGUUCAAGCUGAAAUGAAGUUGGAUAUUGGUGAUGGAUAACGUGCCAAUAUAAUGCUAGAGAUGCUAACCUGAACUUACCAAAUUUGCAACGAAAUGCUACAUUCACUCAGACUCAAAGUACACUCAGAGGAGUAAGAAAUAAACGUUUCUGGCAUUGUGCACCGACACUCAGAUUUUAUGUCCACUGGAUGGACAAUUGGACUGGAGCUGGAACUCUUAGACCAUACUCUUGAGUUUGGAUAAAUGUUUGUGUUAGAAAAUAAA
This is a messenger RNA of Prunus dulcis (almond), 1757 nucleotides long. RefSeq names its product pentatricopeptide repeat-containing protein At3g42630. Bases 61 to 1308 code for a protein of 415 amino acids. The transcript has 4 exons. Lineage: Eukaryota; Viridiplantae; Streptophyta; Magnoliopsida; Rosales; Rosaceae. Gene Ontology annotation, molecular function: protein binding. The record is from RefSeq and is a predicted model, not a curated record.